Tricharina praecox is the source of this 551-nucleotide messenger RNA. RefSeq lists its product as uncharacterized. Lineage: Eukaryota; Fungi; Ascomycota; Pezizomycetes; Pezizales; Pyronemataceae. The transcript is spliced from 3 exons. The record is from RefSeq and is a predicted model, not a curated record. The coding region runs from base 1 to 327 and encodes 108 amino acids.
AUGCUGCUGCUGUUGGUGGUGAUGAUGCUGCUGCUGCUGGUGCUGCUGUUGUUGGUGGUGAUGGAGAUGGUGAUGUUCUCGCUCAACCGACAAGCUGCUGAGGUGAUCGGGUUUCGGAGACAUCUGAACGGGACCGAAUCCUGUGAAGCGCACGCAAGGAAAAAAAGGCUAGGUUCGAAGGAGGAGGAGGAGGAGGCAAGCAGGAGCAACAGCAGCGAUGUGCUCAGUCCAUGCGCUUCCAUGGUUGUCGUCGCCGCCGCUUCCUCUUCCCUCGAGCUUGGCCCGCUCGACGGGGUCUUCAAAACCACGUGCCGAAGACCUCGCUAGGCAUCACUAAUCGGUGCGGAGGUGCAUCGGACGUGCGAAAGGGCAGGAAGGAAGGAGGGCAGGCAGGCAGAGGCAGGCAAGCAGGCAAGAAACAAGCAAUGCGGAUGGAUGACCGCGCACUCUCUCUCCGUCAAGCUUGAAACAGCCAAACAGCCACAGAGGGAGCCUUGAGGGAAGGUAGGUAAGCUCCCGGAACAAGGGAUGGGUGGAGGGGAAGGGGGGGC